This is a messenger RNA of Pocillopora meandrina, 3095 nucleotides long. The record is from the annotation of a GenBank genome assembly. NCBI's taxonomy places the organism in Eukaryota, Metazoa, Cnidaria, Anthozoa, Scleractinia, Pocilloporidae.
AUGGCGCGAUACAGAAAGGCAGUGCACAGCGCACUGUGGGUGCAGUUAGCAUUAGUUGUCUGUUAUUUGCCAUAUUUUAUAGUGACAAUUGUAAUUAGCGAGAGUAGUCCAUAUCCACCUUACUUAUUGGUGGUCAUCAGGGAAAUAGCAGUUGUCCUAGUUUACUUUAACUCGACGUUAAACCCGUUUCUUUAUUGCUGGAAGAUUAGUGAAGUGAGACAAGCAGUGAAGCGGACAAUCAGACAAGUACUUUGCUGUCCAUGGACUUAGUUCUCUCUAGAUUUACAAUCUGUUGUUGAUAUUCUUUAUUUCCUCAUCCCAAAAGGCAGCGAAACCGAAACACUAUAACCACAUCUUUAAAAUAUUUUUCAAGAGAAGCCACUUAACGUAAAUACCACAAUACAUAAACGAAACGAAGAGUAUGCAUUCAUCCAUGAUAGAGGAAAAAUAAAGAUACGUUACUUUAAUUCUGCUGUCUUGUUUAACUUUCAUGUUAAAGUUAAUAAAGUCUGAUCUUAACGUUCCAGCGAAGGAGAACUGAUGGAUGAAUUUGUUUUUUGACGAUAAAAUAAUUUGGAUUCCUUUUUCUUUCUAAAAUAAAGCGCUUGACGUUAACAUUAUAUUGCGAUACGAGUCGGUCACAAGUCAGCAAUAAACCUGAAUUUGUUUUAUUGUAAAAGAAUCCAAAAUGCAUAUGAUUUUAGAAAUGUUCAUAUUACCAGUGAAAAAUGCGUGUGUGUUUAGAAUAACGUUGAACAUCCCCAACUCCUACAGAGUUCAUUACAAAAUAUCUCGAUUUCCGAAAUUGAAUGUAGCACUUCAACCUCUUCGCUUGGCGAGAAAUGAAUUUACAACUGAAAAAGUUUGAUCUUACGUUGUGAAAUAAUGAUAGAAUCACAGGUGUCUGUGCGUUUGACUCUUGAUGCUAAUUUGUUCCUUAAUUAAAUUUUACUGCCGAAUUAAACAAACACGUAGUUGUGGCGCACAAUAGACUUCCGGCUUUAUUUUGAGGCCUUAAAGGAAUGAAGCUGAAUAAAAUUUUACAAAAGUGCUUUUUGCUUACAAAUUGUCGCCUUUUGUUUGAUAAUGUGAAUAUAAGGCACAAACGUGAUCAUUAAAAAAAACUGUCAUACUUGUCAUUCAAAAGGGAUUUCAUGGCUACAUUUUUAAGGAGUAAACGCUAGUGACAAUGAUGAUUGAAUUUACAAAAGCAGGGCAACGUCAUAUACAUCUCAGAAUAAAAAUAGAUAUGUCUUGUGACAGAUUAGGCAGUUCGUAAGAGCGUUAUAAAAUAAGAGAAUGCUUCUGAGGAAGAUGUUUAAUUAGAUGUUGCUAAGAAGGUGAAUUAUUCACGGCCGGGCGGAUGUUGUGGAAAGAGCAAAAAUUUCUCGUAACAUAAAGUCAAAUUAGCCCACGAGAAACGACCCUUUUUUAUAGAACUACCUAAUAAUGUAGAAUAUUUUGUAGCGUUAAUAGUGUCUCUCGUCAAAAAGAAAUGCGAUUUUCUUAUCUAAAAUUUAAUACAUAAUAACCUUUUCAGAAAAUGGCAAGUAUCAAUAUAAAAAAAAAAGCCUCCCGUUUUUCUGUGUGAAAGGAGAUGAUUUGUUGAUGCGCUACUAAGGACGUCGUCUGCAGCCUUUGUCGAUAAACGCAGCGGACGUAACCUACAUAGCGAGCUAUGCAUUAUGUGGAGGGUCUUUGAUGACGAUGGCCAUCAGCGUGGACAGACUUCUCGCCCUGUUAUUGGGGCUGAGAUAUAAACAAACUGUAAUUUUGAAGUGCACAUAUAUCAUUGCAGCUACCAUUUGGGUUUUAUUCAGUGUCGCUGCUUUAUGUUAUUCCAUACACACAUACACACCCUACGGAGCUUUUCAGAGUCAAUGUUACAUUACAAAAUUUCAGGAAAAAGUAAUACCUGAUGAUCUCACAAGUUCAAAGGAAGAAAACAAAAAAUUUACUUUUCUUUGACAUAAAAGACAUAUCCUGAUGCAAUGUAAAUAAGAAAGGCUGGUAGAGAAGUUUUAUUUGAAAAUUAUCAAAGAAGUCAUUAAGGUCCCAGCGAUCGUCACUCGGCGAAUGUUGUUCAGACAAAAUAUUUCUUGCCGCAAUCAAAGAUAAACUAUAAGAAAAAGGAAACAAGUGACAGAAUAAUGUCGAUAACAAAUUUCACAAGAAAUGGAACACAGACGAAAACAUUUGAAGAACUGCAAUGUUCUUCCUCUUUAAUGGGUGGGCUUCAACGAGAAUCAGUUUCUUUCGCAGCGGUCAACAUUUUCUUCUCCAUCACAGCAUUUGUUGGGAAUUCUCUCAUCCUUAUUGCCCUUCACAAGGAAUCUUCCCUCCAUCCGCCGUCCAAACUCUUGUAUCGUUGUCUGGCAACAACAGAUCUCUUGGUUGGUCUCGUUAGCCAGCCUCUCGCUGCUUCUAGCUGGAUGUUUAUUGCUCACGAACACUGGAUUCCUUGUCAAUACGCAAUUACCGCGGCCGCUAUUACAAGCCACGUAUUAUGUGGGGUGUCUUUGUUGACAAUGACGGCCAUAAGCGUGGACAGACUUCUCGCCCUGUUAUUGGGGCUGAGAUACAGACAUAUUGUAACUUUGAAGCGCACAUAUAUCGUUGUAGUUACCUUUUGGGUUCUAUCCAGUGUCGCUGCUUUAUGUUACACUUUAGAUCACCGUAUAACCACUUGGUAUGGCCUUACAGUUAUACCAUUAUGUCACGUGAUCUCAAUUGUGUCCUACACAAAAAUUUUUUGCGCUCUGAGUCAUCAUCAUACACAAAUACAAGAUCAUGUUCAACAACAGCCGAGCCAACCAAAUGCAAUGAAUACCACACAAUACAAAAAGGCAGUGUACAAUGCACUGUGGGUUCAGUUGGCAUUAGUUGUUUGUUAUUUGCCGUACCAUUAUGGUUUAGUGUAAAUUGCGAUCAGACAAAGCAAAACAUAUUCAUCGCACCUAGUAAUCAUAGGGGGUGUAGCAUCUACAGUAAUUUACUUUAACUCAACGUUAAAUCCGUUUCUGUACUGCUGGAAAAUAAGUGAGGUGAGACAAGCAGUAAAGCAAACGAUCAGACAAGUAUUUAGCUGUCCAUAG